AUGGCUAAGUCAUCUAACUCUCAUAAAUCAAAUUUGUCUAUUGCAAUUCAAAGGGCAGAGGAACAUGAUGAUUUGCCUACACAUUUUUUACCAAAUUCUGCACAUCAGGGAUCUUCCUCUGUUGCGGAAGGGUCGCUUAGUACAAGUAUAACUAAAUCUAAGCCAGAACUUUCCCCGCUAAAAACUGAAUUCGAAACCGAAUUUAAAAAGGAGCACAAGGAUUUGUCGCUAAGCGGGAGGGUCAGUAACGAAAAUGACCUUGACAUUGAUGACGACGAAGAAGACGAUGAUGGUGAAUGCCCUCAACCAGAAAAUGAGGAAGACUUAAAAGAUUAUGCCCCUGGUGGCUAUCAUACGUGCUUCAUUGGUGAGACGUACAAAAAUGGUAAAUAUGUAUUAGUCAGAAAAUUAGGGUGGGGUCAUUUUUCAACUGUAUGGCUAGCCAAAGAUUGUGAUAAGCACUGUCAUGUUGCAAUGAAGAUUGUUAGGAGUGCAAAGCAUUAUACUGAAACCGCAAUUGAUGAAAUAAAAUUAUUAGAUAAAGUUACUACAACAGACCCACAUCAUCCCGGGCAUGAGCACGUAAUCCAAUUGCUAGACACAUUCACACAUAAGGGACCUAACGGUAUUCAUGUCGUUAUGGUUUUCGAGGUCUUGGGAGAAAAUUUAUUGGGUUUAAUUAGAAGAUACAAGCAUCGCGGAAUCCCAGUAGUAUUCGUCAAACAGAUCGCUAAACAAUUGUUAUCCUCUCUUGAUUUUUUGCAUAGAAAAUGUGGAGUAAUCCAUACUGACUUGAAACCUGAAAAUGUGUUAAUCGAAAUUGGUGAUGUGGAGCAAAUUGUGCGAAUGGUAGAAGAGGAGGAAGCUCAGGUGAGGAUGCAAAAAAAGUUAAGAAAACCUAAAUCAAAGACACCAGUUACCUCGAUUCAACAAACUCCACAGAAGCAAAAUAUGGCUACAGUCUCUAGGGACUCGACACCUUUAAGUGCAAUAAACAGCUCCCCAUCUUUAGGACGGAAUGGAAGAAGAUCACGUCGGCAAACUCUCAUCACAGGUUCCCAGCCUUUACCAUCGCCAUUGCGUACCUUUAGUAAAACUUUCUCCAACUUCCAGCUUUCAAGUACGACUGCUAAUACUCCUAAUAAGUCUGCUUUCGGCGAAAGCUCUACUGAAGGCUCCGGCCCACACUACCUAGCUUCUGAAACUUCAAAUUUAGACAAGAGUACUCUCGAUAGCUCCUUAUCUUCAAUGUCUAUUUCAAGCAAUUAUCAUAAUCACUCCGAACUUGAAAAUGUCUAUUCAAACAAUAGUGAUGAACAUGAAGGUAACAAUUCUCACGUAAUCGAUGAAAAUGAGUUAAUUUCAGUAAAGAUUGCAGAUUUGGGUAAUGCAUGUUGGACACAUCAUCAUUUUACUGAAGAAAUCCAGACCCGUCAGUACCGUUCACCAGAAGUGCUCUUAGGAUACCAUUGGGGUGCAUCGACGGAUUUGUGGUCAUUCGCAUGUCUAGUAUUUGAACUUCUUACAGGAGAUUAUCUUUUUGAUCCAAGAGAUGGCAAAAACUAUACUAAAGAUGAUGACCAUAUUGCACAGAUUAUUGAAUUAAUAGGACCAUUUCCUAGAGAAAUGCUAAAAGGAGGAUACUAUGCUAGAGACUUUUUCAACUCUAGGGGUGAUUUACAUAGAAUUCUGAAAUUGAAACCUUGGAGCUUGAAAGAUGUACUUGUCGAAAAGUAUAAGUUCUCCAUCACUGACGCAAUGGAAAUCUCUGACUUUUUAUUGCCCAUGUUGAGCAUUCAACCAGAAUCUAGAGCGGAUGCUGGAGGAAUGGUCAAUCAUCCCUGGCUCAGCGACGCUUUGGGACUCGAGAACGUUGUCCUCGAAAGACCUGUCGGGGGAUCUGGGGAAGAUAUUCCAGGCUGGUCACGAGAAUUACCUCGCGUGAAUCAAGGCAAUAAGUACUUGUAUCACCAUCACAAUCAUUAA
Priceomyces carsonii is the source of this 1986-nucleotide messenger RNA. Its product is annotated as serine/threonine protein kinase. The transcript has a single exon. Bases 1 to 1986 code for a protein of 661 amino acids. Gene Ontology annotation, molecular function: protein serine/threonine kinase activity; ATP binding. Gene Ontology annotation, cellular component: cytoplasm; nucleus. Gene Ontology annotation, biological process: regulation of mRNA processing; spliceosomal complex assembly; peptidyl-serine phosphorylation. NCBI's taxonomy places the organism in Eukaryota, Fungi, Ascomycota, Pichiomycetes, Serinales, Debaryomycetaceae. The record is from RefSeq and is a predicted model, not a curated record.